This is a messenger RNA of Prunus armeniaca (apricot), 2004 nucleotides long. NCBI's taxonomy places the organism in Eukaryota, Viridiplantae, Streptophyta, Magnoliopsida, Rosales, Rosaceae. The record is from the annotation of a GenBank genome assembly.
AUGAAACCCACUUGUAGAAUCCUAACUAGUUGUCGAAACUCGGCGCUUUUCGGGUUCCCACCUGCAAAAUGCUACCAUGGUUUAGCAAAGAAGGGAAAUUUGUCCAAUUUUUGCGUCAAUUUUGAGCAGAUAUGCCAAUUUCAAACCAACCCUUUUCGUGUUUCGGGCUCAGGACACGUUUUCAAUGAUGCACUCAAAGCUUCUCAGGUUCCCAGUUGGAGUUUUGGCCAAUCUGGGGUUAUAUCUAGGUCUUAUAGUGUUGGCACAACUAGUAGGGGUGUUUCUGUGAUUGCUAGGCUUGCGUCCAAGUUUCGAAACCUUUCAACGUCAAUUGAGACCCGUGUGAAUGAGAACAAUUUUGAGAGGAUAUAUGUUCAGGGUGGUAUCAAUGUCAAGCCUGUGACAGUGGAAAGAAUUGAUAAGGAUGAGAAUGUUGUGAGAGAGGAAGAGUCGAGGAUAGAAGUUAGUGAUGAAAAACAGAAUGUAAGUAAUCAGGAAGGUUUGGAUGAAGCUAAGGUUGUGAAUGCGCAGAGAGAGUAUUCAGAUAUUGAGAAGGACGCAUGGAAGCUAUUGAGGGAUUCGAUUGUGACGUACUGUGGGACUCCUGUGGGGACUGUUGCAGCAAAUGAUCCGGGUGACAAGCAAACAUUGAAUUAUGAUCAGGUCUUUAUCCGUGAUUUUGUUCCGUCAGCGCUUGCAUUCUUGCUUAAGGGAGAAGGAGAGAUAGUGAAGAACUUCCUUCUUCAUACAUUGCAAUUGCAGAGUUGGGAGAAAACUGUUGAUUGCUAUAGCCCAGGGCAGGGAUUGAUGCCUGCAAGUUUUAAAGUUAGAACUGUGCCUCUCGAUGGGAAUAAAUACGAAGAAGUUUUAGAUCCCGAUUUUGGUGAAUCAGCUAUUGGCCGGGUUGCACCUGUGGAUUCUGGAUUAUGGUGGAUUAUUCUGUUGAGGGCUUAUGGAAAGAUAACUGGUGACUAUGCAUUACAGGAAAGGGUGGAUGUUCAAACAGGCUUGAAAAUGAUCCUGAACCUGUGCUUAACUGAUGGGUUUGAUAUGUUUCCUUCUCUUUUAGUCACAGAUGGCUCCUGCAUGAUAGACCGACGUAUGGGUAUCCAUGGUCAUCCCCUUGAGAUCCAAGCCUUAUUUUACUCGGCUCUUCGGUGCUCCCGUGAGAUGCUUGCUCUAAAUGAUGGAUCCAAGAUUUUGGUAAGGGCAAUCAACAACAGACUUAGCGCGUUGUCAUUCCACAUCAGAGAAUAUUACUGGGUGGAUAUGAAAAAGAUAAAUGAGAUAUAUCGAUAUAAGACAGAAGAGUACUCUACAGAGGCCACCAACAAGUUCAAUAUCUACCCUGAACAAAUUCCUUUGUGGUUAAUGGACUGGAUUCCAGAGGAAGGCGGGUAUUUUAUUGGCAAUCUACAACCAGCUCACAUGGACUUUAGGUUUUUCACUCUUGGAAAUCUUUGGUCCAUUGUUUCAUCUUUGGGCACUCCAAAGCAAAAUGACUCUGUACUGAAUUUGAUAGAAGCCAAAUGGGAUGAUCUUGUGGGGCAUAUGCCACUUAAGAUAUGCUAUCCUGCCUUGGAAUUUGAAGAGUGGCGUAUAAUAACUGGCAGUGACCCGAAGAAUACCCCUUGGUCAUAUCAUAAUGGUGGAUCUUGGCCGACACUCCUGUGGCAGUUCACAUUGGCGUGCCUCAAGAUGGGCAGAAUUGAUCUAGCUCAAAAGGCAGCUGAUUUGGCUGAGAAGAGGCUUCGAUCAGACCGCUGGCCUGAAUACUACGAUACCAGAACGGGGAAGUUUAUCGGAAAGCAAUCGCGACUGUACCAAACAUGGACCAUUGCUGGGUACCUCACAACCAAAAUGCUAUUGGAGAAUCCGGAGAAGGCGGCCUUGUUAUUCUGGGACGAAGAUUAUGAACUUCUUGAGAUCUGUGUUUGUGCACUUAGCAAGAGCGGCCGCAAAAAAUGCUCCAGAGGCGCUGCUAAGUCUCAGAUUCUCAUAUAA